AUGUCUGCUGCCAUGGAGCCUCUCCAGCGAAAGACGACAGUGACGGUCGUGCCGGAAACACAGGCCAGCCAGGACAUCCCUCCCGAGGACGGCAAGGAUGGGCGCAGUGACUUGGCCAAGACGUUGUCCAAGACAGCCAUGGCAGAAGCCAUUGUGCGCAUCCGCACAACGCCCUUUGACCCCGAGAAGGAUGUGCCGUCGUCGGUGGCUAGCCCGGCCUCGACGCUCUUCCUGCCGGCAGAAGAAGGGCCCGAGCCGGCUGCAGAGACUGGCCCAACAGCCACUUCCAUGCCUGCUUUGAGCGUUCAACGCCAGCUCGCCAUCACCGGCUGCAUCAUCAUGAGCAGCUUUGUUCAGUACAUGUCCAACUUCCUCACACUGGGUGCCGGCUACUGGUUUGCCGAUAAGCUAGUGGGCGAUGCCAGUCCGGCCGGCUCCAUCUGGAUGGUCUCUGCUUACUCCCUCACCCAAAGCAGCGUCGUCCUUAUCGGCGGCCGUCUUGGCACCAUCUACGGCCACCAGCGUCUCUUGCUCGCCGGUCUCGCCCUCAUGACCAUCAUGUCCCUCGCCAACGGCUUCUGUACCCACUACAUUGCCUUUGUCAUUGUGCGCGCCUUCACCGGUCUUGGCGGUGGCCUGCUGAUGCCCAACGCCGUUGCCCUCAUCGCCGUCACUGUGCCGCCUGGCCGCAACCGCAACAUCUCCAUGGGCUUUUUCGGUGCUGCUGCUCCGGUGGGCGGUUGGAUCGGCGGCCUGGUUGCUGGCCUGUUCAUCCGCUACAGCACUUGGCCCUGGCUGUUCUACUUCAUGGCCAUCGUGACCUUUGCUGUCUUCUCCGCCCUCGUCCUGCUGCUUCCCAAAAACGAGGAGAUCUUUGAUGAGGGCGGGAAGAUCGACUAUAUCGGUGCUGUUCUCGGCCUCGGCGGCCUUGCUGUUUUCAAUAUUGUCUGGACACAAGCCCCGUCUGUCGGAUGGCAGCAGGCCAGCGAGAUCGUCCUGCUAAUCCUCUCCGUCGCCCUCUUCGCCGGCUUCAUCCUGUGGGAACACCGCUUUGCCUCCGAUCCCAUCAUGCCUCUCUCCAUCUUCCGCGCGCCCACCUUCUCGGCCCUCAUCUGUGUCAACCUGCUGACAUACAUGUCUUUCGGCAUCUCGCUGUGGUACCUUAUCGCUUGGCAGCAGCUUAUCCGCGGCCUCUCUGUCCUCGACUUUGUCGUCCACUGGCUGCCGUUUUGUCUUUCAGCCCUCGCUGCCGUCGGCAUUGCCGCCUUUCUCAUCCCUCGCCUGGCUGCCCAGUACAUCAUGGCCAUCGGAAUCGUUGCCGUCAUGGCGUCGAACCUGCUGCUGGCCACCAUGCCUGUCCGCCAGUCGUACUGGGCCCAGACCUUUGUUGGCACUCUUUUGAGUGGCGUCUGCCCCGACUUUGUCUACGUUGCCGCCCAAAUAAUUGCGAGCAACAGCGUCAGCCGCCACCAACAGGGACUCGCUGGUAGCCUCAUCGGCACUCUCAACCUCUACGGCAACAGCCUUGGCCUCGGCCCUGCUGGCACUAUCCAGUCUCAGGUGGCUAAGCACUCGGGCGAUCUCGCCAGCUACCGUGCCGCUCUCUACUUUGGUGUCGGCCUGGCCGCCAUUGCGCUCGUUGUGGAUCUCGCCUAUGUCCGCAUGCCUCGUGACCGUCGCGAGGGCUGGUCUGACUCCGAUAAGGAGGUCCUGCGGGACGCUGCUGCUGCUGCUGCUGCCUCGGCGCCAGCUUCAGAUACCCGCGUCUGA
Grosmannia clavigera kw1407 is the source of this 1770-nucleotide messenger RNA. RefSeq names its product major facilitator superfamily transporter. The transcript has 4 exons. The coding region runs from base 1 to 1770 and encodes 589 amino acids. The record is from RefSeq and is a predicted model, not a curated record. Gene Ontology annotation, molecular function: transmembrane transporter activity. Gene Ontology annotation, cellular component: membrane. Gene Ontology annotation, biological process: transmembrane transport. NCBI's taxonomy places the organism in Eukaryota, Fungi, Ascomycota, Sordariomycetes, Ophiostomatales, Ophiostomataceae.